UUUUUGUUUUCAUACACACUUAUCACACUUCUCUUCUCUCCUCACAUUGCUCUGUUGUGAAGAUCUUCUGGGUUCUUCUGAAUUAUUGUCUUCUUGUGAAGAACAAGUCCAUGCUUUUACCUAACCAACGACAACCAUAGAAUGAAUGAAAACAUAGUUUAUGUUUAAAGAGAUAGGAAUUGGCUGUGAAAAACAAUAACUUUUUCCAAGGAAUCUUCGGUUGCCAUGUUUCAUCGUUGGAGCAGUUCCCCUCAGCAAGACCAAGAAAGCAGCGAGCUUCAUGCUGAAUCAAAGAUCAAGGAGCUGAAGGGUGCAAUUGGACCCUUAUCAGGUCACGGUUUGGUAUAUUGCACUGAUGCAUGUUUGAAGAGAUAUUUGGAAGCUCGAAACUGGAAUGUAGACAAGUCCAAGAAGAUGUUGGGGGAGACUCUGAAGUGGAGAUCAACAUAUAAACCAGAGGAAAUUCGCUGGCAAGAGGUUGCAAUGGAAGGGGAGACUGGGAAAUUGUAUAGAGCAAGCUUUCGUGAUAGACAAGGAAGAACUGUUCUUAUUCUGAGACCAGGAAUGCAGAACACUACUUCAAUGGAGAAUCAGAUGCGGCAUUUUGUGUAUAUGUUGGAAAACGCCUUGCUUGACCUUCCACCGGGUCAAGAACAAAUGGCAUGGUUGAUAGACUUCACUGGCUGGUCAAUAACCAACAAUGUGCCCUUGAAAUCAGCCAGAGAGACCAUCAACAUUUUGCAGAAUCAUUACCCUGAGAGACUUGCCAUAGCAUUUCUUUACAACCCCCCUCGAGUUUUUGAAGCCUUUUGGAAGAUAGUUAAGUACUUCUUGGAUAGCAAGACAUUUCAGAAGGUGAAGUUUGUGUACCCAAAGAACAAAGAUAGUGUGGAGCUCAUGAAGUCCUACUUUGAUGAGGAAAACCUUCCCAAAGAACUAGGUGGAAAAAGCACAAUGCGUUAUAACCACGAGGAGUUCUCCAGACUAAUGCUUCAGGAUGACUUGAAAUGCGCAGCAUUUUGGGGGCCUGAUGAGAAGCUCUCAAACCACAUUGCUAAUGGGCAUUCUGCUGCAGUUUUCGAUGAAACUUCACCUGACGUAUGUUAAGCUCAGUUUAGAUUACCAUCUGGGAUGGUGAAGGUCCAUUGGGAGAAGCAUGCUCUUUGUUUAAUUUUGGAUUAUGAGUAAUUUUUGAAGGGUUGGUAGGGUAAUCCAACCAUA
This is a messenger RNA of Vigna umbellata (rice bean), 1221 nucleotides long. Its product is annotated as Sec14p-like phosphatidylinositol transfer family protein. Gene Ontology annotation, molecular function: phosphatidylinositol transfer activity. NCBI's taxonomy places the organism in Eukaryota, Viridiplantae, Streptophyta, Magnoliopsida, Fabales, Fabaceae. The record is from RefSeq and is a predicted model, not a curated record.